AUGUCUGUGCAAGAACCUGCAGAAUCUUCCGCAAAUGGCUCAAAGAAUCUGCAGGUGUGUGACGAACCAUUUGGAGGAGCUGUUUCAUGGGCACAAUUGAUGGAAGAGGAUGAGCAAUUCAAUAAAAUCACUGAUGACGACGACGGAGAAACUGAAGAAGCAGACGGUGGUGAAACAACAGAAAAUUCAUCACCCGAACGUCGUGGUCGUCGUAAUAUUCCAACAGAACCACCAUUCCGUGUUCAAAUCACAAAUAUCUCAUCACAACACGUCGAAGAGGAGUUGAUCUACUAUUUUGGCGGUGAAUCACACAUUAAACGUGUCGAUAUUCGAAAAGAAGACGGAAAUGCUGAAUUUGAAUAUUUCACCCGCGAUGGGCUCCUUCUUGCACUCAAAAAACAGGAUGUGGAGUUUAAAGGACGCGUUUUGAAGGUUUUUGUUCGUCAAAAUCGUGAAAGUGUGGCUCGUGUGACGUCACGGCACUCUCAACAGGAAUACGGGCGGCCGUAUGAAUCGAAUGAUAGUCAUUUUAGUGGAAAAUCAUCAUCGCAGAAUUAUAGAAGAAGUCAUUAUAAUAGUCAAAACAGUUUGAAUAGUGACAAACAUGGACGUUAUGAUAAGGGAAAUCGCUCGAAUCAUUAUGGAACAAUGCCGGCCGGCGGAUUUCAUGAUCGUCGUGGAGGAGGAAGCUACCGUGGCAGUAACGAUUGUCGCUUCAACAAUAAUGGAAGUUUCAGAGCUCCAAGGAAUCCGAAUUAUGAUCGUCAGAACAGCAGUGGCCGUGACGAUUAUCAUCACGGAAAUGGUGGUCCAUUGCAAAGAAGUGGAAGUUAUCAACAUAAUCAUAAUCACAGUAACACAAAGGAUUACGGUAGACAAUACAGUAAUCACAACCACUACAGUAACUACCACGGAGGUGGUGGUCCUGGAUCAAUAUCCGCUCGUUCCCGCACCGAAUCACACUCUACAACCAACAAUUAUGACGCAUUUUCACGUACAAGUUCACGAAUGUCGUUGGCUGCCACUGGAACAGUUGAGGAGACUCCACAACGGAAAUCUACAGGCGGUGGAGCAAAUCCAUUUGGAGACGCAAAACCCGUGGAUACAGAAACACGACUUUUGGAGCUUGAAAAACGACGUCAGGAGAAGGAAAAAGAGCAAAAAGCGGCUGCUGCUGCUGCGGCGGCCGCUGCAGCAGCAGCCGCAGAUCCAGUGGCUGGAGAUCAUGAGAAUAUCGUGUCAGACUCGACACAAGCUUCCAGAAGUUCGACGUCAAGCCAUCGGGGAUUCCAUGGUCCUCCAUCACAUCGUGGAUCAUAUCAAGGAUCAUCAGGACGUGGUGGUGGUGGAUACCAUCAGCAGCAGCAUCAUCAGUACAAUCAUCAUGGCGCAUCAUCCACCGACCAGCAGACUUUUGAGCAAGGAGCACCGCCGGGCUCGGUUAGAAUUAAGAAGCGCGAAUCUGUGGAACUUGAAAGGCAAGCACCACAGCAACAACACGACGAAAUUCCGCCAGUCGACCCGAUACAGUACCCCAAAGAUGAUGUUAAGAAAAUGUCGACAGCAUCGGAUUCAGCAGAGACAACGACGACGACGUCAUCAAUCGAUCAUUUGCCACCUCAUCCACCUCAUCCAACAUCUCAUCAUAAUUCACGUGGAGGACGUGGUGGCCGUCCAUCAAUGAAACCAUAUACAUCUGGAGGUGGUCGUGGUGGAGGUCAUCAUCAUUCCCAACAUCAUCAUCAUAAUCAUAAUCAACUCCAAAAAUCGGCCACAAUCGGACAUAUUGAUAAAGUUCCACGUGGAGAUCAUGGAGAUCAUCAGGAAAUGGAUACAUCGACGACUUCAUCGAAAUCUGGAGGUGGUGGAGGUGGUGGACAUCAGAAGAAUCAUCGGAAAUAUGAUCAGUCAUCAUCCCAGAGAUAUCAGCAGCAACGACGUUCAAGUAUGUCGGCUGGAUCAGAAUCUGGUGGACGAGGUGGUGGUGGUGGAGGUCAGAAGCCAUCAUCAUCACGUGGAAGUGCACGUGGAAUGCGUGGUGGUGGAGGACACCGAAAGAGUGGAGGAGAUGAUGAUCGGCAGCAGCAGCAGCACCAGAAUAGUAUUGCUGAGAAGCCGGAAGGAUCCUCCUCUGGAUCUGCUACUGAGAAGAGCAAAGAGAUUGAGGCGAAGAGCAAAAAGGAUGACACAAAAAAGCCGCUGGAGCCAUCAGCUGCUUCAUCUGAUCCUUCAUCCUCAUCCACCACAACCACCACUAUCACAAAAGAGCCACCAACUCAAUCGGCUUCUGCUUCUGGUGCUGCUGCUGCUGCUGCUGCUUCUGCUCAACCAUCAGAAUCAUCAUCUGCUACUGCAGCUUCUGGCGACAACGGGGAUUCGGCACAAAAUUCGUCGUCAACACCGAAAAAGAAUGCGAAAAAGGAGAAGAAGAAGCAGAAGCGUGAAGCACGGCAGACACCGUUGGGAAAUAACAAGUUCUCCGCGUUGGCGAUGUGUGAUAAUUAAUUUUUCCCCGUUUUUUUUUGAAUUUUUUUCCCAUUUUUCCCGUCGAAAAUUGAGAAAAAUUGAGUUUUUUAGGUGAAAAAUCGAUUGUUUCGAAAUUUAUCCAUUUUUCUUGUAAAUUAUCGAUUUUCCUGGUGAGUUAUCGAUUUUUCAGAAAAUUCAUCAAUUUUUCAGAAAUUUAUCGAUUUUUCGAAAUUUAUCGAUUUUUCGAAAUUUAUCGAUUUUUCAGAAAAUUUAUUGAUUUUUCAGAAAAUUUAUCGAUUUUUCAGAAAAUUUAUCGAUUUUUCUGGUGAAUUAUCGAUUUUUCGGAAAAUUUAUCGAUUUUUCGGAAAAUUUAUCGAUUUUCUGAAAUGUAUCGAUUUUUCGGAAAAUUUAUCGAUUUUUCUGGUGAAUUAUCGAUUUUUUUCGAUUUUUCGGAACAUUUAUCGAUUUUUCAGAAAUUUAUCGAUUUUUCGAAAUUUAUCGAUUUUUCGAAAUUUAUCGAUUUUUCAGAAAAUUUAUUGAUUUUUCAGAAAAUUUAUCGAUUUUUCGGAAAAUUUAUCGAUUUUCUGAAAUGUAUCGAUUUUUCGGAAAAUUUAUCGAUUUUUCUGGUGAAUUAUCGAUUUUUUUCGAUUUUUCUGACAAUUUAUCGAUUUUUUCGGAAAAUUUAUCGAUUUUUCUGAUAAUCUGCAAAAACUCGAAAAAUUCUGAUUUUUUUCAAUUUUCGCCCCCCACCGCCCGCCCUUUAUGAACCGAUAAUUCCAAGUGCAAUUUUGUCUUUUCCCCAGAUUUUUUUCUUCCAAAAUUUCUCCCUCUAGCCCCGCCCACAAAUUGGCUGUUUUUUUGGCCAAAAAUUAUUCCACAUAUUCUCAGGUUUUCCCCUAUUUUUUUUUUUUGGAAAUUAUCGAUUUUCCCCCCUAUUUUUCAGAUUUUUUUUGUGUCUGGUCGAUUUUUGAGACCCCCAAUAUUUUUAAUGGUUAUGCGAGUAUUCAUUAUUAUACCCCCCUCCUACGUCACGAAUCUCUUUCCCCCGAUUUUUUUAUUGUGUAAAAAUUUCCCGCACAAUUUAUGCAAUUAUCGAUUUUUUAAUUAUUUGAUAGGGAUUUGGUAAAGAUAAAUGUGACACGAUUUGAAU
Messenger RNA from Caenorhabditis elegans, 3616 nucleotides. RefSeq names its product RRM domain-containing protein (gene H05C05.1). Bases 1 to 2505 code for a protein of 834 amino acids. The transcript has 10 exons. NCBI's taxonomy places the organism in Eukaryota, Metazoa, Nematoda, Chromadorea, Rhabditida, Rhabditidae. The record is from RefSeq and is marked reviewed. Gene Ontology annotation, molecular function: nucleic acid binding.